GCGACCGGCGUCAUUUCCCAUUCCUACAUGACACGGUAACUAGUGCGGCGAGUAUGCUAUGAAGUGUUACUGAAUUAAUCCACACACGUAAGAAUAGUAGUGUUGAGCAGCUGGUUGCAUGAGUUAAAACGUACUGCUCUGUACCCCGCUUCCUCUGCCAACCGAUUUUGUUUUUCACGUCGCCAACUGAAUUGGAGUUUUGACCGUCGGCGAUCCGCGUAGCGCUUAUUGCUCCGAUCGAGAUGUACACACGAAGCAGGCAAAACCAGAGCUACGGCAACGGACGAAAUCCAAACAAUCCCCAAGGCCAAAACCAAGGCCAGAGCCAAAGCCAAGGCCAAGGCCAAGGCCAAGGAUCUUACAUAAUGCCUUAUAAUACACAAGGAAGUUACCAAGCAUCGCAAUCUACGUCCAUUCCACCAAGCAAUUAUAAACAAGACAACAUGCAAAACUCACAAGGAUUCAAAUCACAGCAGCAACAGCAACCGCAACAACAGCCACCGCAAAUCCCGGCUGCAUCAACACGGCCAAUUCUAGUACCACCAAUGGUAUCUACGAAACUACUUCAAAAGCCCCAACAACAAUCACAGCAGCAGCAACAAGGACAGCAGCAAAAGUUACCAUUACAACAGCAGCAACAGCAGCAGCAGCAGCAGCAGAAAUUACAACCGCAGCAGCAACAGCAACAGCAACCAAUGAACCAACAGGCCAUGCAACAACUACUGCAACAGUCGCAGCAGCAACAGGCACCAAGUCCAUUGCCACAGCGAUUGAAGCCGAUCUUAAAGCAGAGUACAGCAAUCGCACAGCCAGCUAGUGUUGCACAAACUACACCUGUGACUUCUCAGCCUUCUGUGCUAUCUUCUUCUCCAAGCUCUACUAAUAAUAAUUCUGAUGUUACGGAUGACAGUUUGAAACAACUUGACAACAUAGAUUUGGACUUGCAAGAUGUCCAACCAAGGUGGCGAAGAAAGGUACCUGGAUUUAAAGUAAAUAAAAGAUUAAAGCGUCUUCGUAUGAACCAACGUCUAAGGAAAACCUUACAACCCAAAAAUGCAAUCAUGGUAUUAAAUGAGAUGAAAGCUGGAGUCCAAUUUACAUUCCCUGAGACACAAGGACCCAUGCCAAACUCACUUUAUCUCGUUCAUGCUGAACUUGAUGGUAAAACUUACGUUGGGCAAGGAUUAUCUAAACCACUUGCUCGUCAAAAUGCAGCUGAAAAUGCAUUAAAAGCUUUACUACUUGAAAAAAUGACAGCAGCAUCUAUGAAAGCGAGUAUAGAUGCUGAAUCAGAUGGGCAAGCUAAUUCAUCUAUGGAUGGAAUAAAAGAAGAAAAUACUGAUGAUAGCAACGCUAUGGACACAACGAGUUCUGAAGAUGAGAUACCAUGGAGUUCAUUGGCCAGUUUUGCACUUUAUAAACUUUUUCUUGAAUGGCAUAAUCAGGGAACUUCAGUUCCAGUCCCACGACCUGGUUUACCAACUACAAAAGGGACUAAGAAAGAGAGUCCUAAUGCUGUUAAAACUCCCGCUCAAAAGGAACUUCCACCUAAUCCUACAAAUAUACAUCCAGUCAUGUUACUGAAUCAAAUGAGGCCUGGACUAACAUAUGCCGAGCUCAGCCGUGUUGGUAAUCCACCAAAUACAAUGUUCACUCUGGCUGUUGAAAUUGAUGGAGUCGAAUAUUCAGGAACAGCUAAAAACAAGAAAGAUGCCAAGAAAGCGGCAGCUAAAGCAGCAUUAUUGGCAUUAUAUAACUUGACUUACCCAGAGGAUACUAAUAAACCAGAGUUAAUGGCAAUCGGUUAAAGUGAAUAAUAUCUUAUUCAAUAUCAACUUGUCAAAAUAUAAUACACACAGAUGGUUUCUAUUUAAUUUAAUUCACAAAAUAUCACCAAUUGUUUUUAGUGAAUUGACAUUGCUGUAGCAACUUGUAUUAUUUACCCAGGUUGACAAUCUUGAAUUUUUUUGCAUAAUUCUUUUGCAUUUUUAAUACAUGGUUGUUAUCACAUGUCAAAAUAUACAGAUUGAGCCAUAUAACUCAUAAAUCUAAUGACAUCUAAUUUCUUGUGAUGUUAUUUCCUCUGUAUAUAAUUUUCAGUUUUAGGAGAAUCAAUUUAUGCAACAAAUUAUAAAAAAAAUUAAA
This is a messenger RNA of Temnothorax curvispinosus, 2145 nucleotides long. RefSeq lists its product as uncharacterized. Gene Ontology annotation, cellular component: nucleolus; cytoplasm. The transcript is spliced from 6 exons. Gene Ontology annotation, molecular function: double-stranded RNA adenosine deaminase activity; tRNA-specific adenosine deaminase activity; double-stranded RNA binding. Bases 243 to 1808 code for a protein of 521 amino acids. NCBI's taxonomy places the organism in Eukaryota, Metazoa, Arthropoda, Insecta, Hymenoptera, Formicidae. Gene Ontology annotation, biological process: adenosine to inosine editing; RNA processing. The record is from RefSeq and is a predicted model, not a curated record.